This is a messenger RNA of Apodemus sylvaticus (European woodmouse), 2972 nucleotides long. RefSeq names its product FA complementation group G (gene Fancg). The record is from RefSeq and is a predicted model, not a curated record. The transcript has 14 exons. Gene Ontology annotation, molecular function: protein binding. Gene Ontology annotation, biological process: interstrand cross-link repair. The coding region runs from base 435 to 2309 and encodes 624 amino acids. Gene Ontology annotation, cellular component: Fanconi anaemia nuclear complex. Lineage: Eukaryota; Metazoa; Chordata; Mammalia; Rodentia; Muridae.
GGCUGCCGUUGGUUUUAAGGCGGAGCGCAGCCGGAGACUGAUGCCAAGACCCACUCCUCCUAAACUAGCCUCAGUACUCUGCGCCCGCUCCCCGGAGGCCCCGCAAACCCAGCAGCUCGUCCCUGGCCUGUGGCUGGCCCCUGGUCUCCCGCACCUCGUUGUUCCGGGUUUCUUUUCAGUUUCCCGCGGAACCGUCUCUUGAAGACAACCAACCGCGGCCGAGCGUGUUGCAGCCUGGCCAACCACAGGCGCGGUGGGCGGUGGCGGGGACGAGUGUUGAGCUUCUGGCCAGGGAGAGCCAGCCCGGCCGCGACCCGAGGGACGGCCGGUGUGGUGCAGAAGUGGCUUCUUGCGGUUAGGGUGAAGACAUCGUUGGGACCAGCCUCCACCCAUGAGAAGACCCCUUCGGAUAACGGUGAUCUGCCUCGGCGACAAUGUCCAGCCAGAUCGUUCCAGCCCUCCCCAAAACAUUUACCAGUAGUCUGGACCUGUGGAGGGAAAAGAAUGACCAGCUUGUUAGACAGGCUAAGCAGCUGACUAGGGAUUCUCGUCGGUCUCUGAGGCGACAGCAAUCCGCCCAAGACACGCUGGAAGGGUUUAGGGAGCUCCUCCUCACUCUGCAAGGACUCCCUGCUGCUGUUCCUGCUCUCCCCUUGGAGCUGACUGUCAUCUGUAAUUACAUAAUCCUGGGGGUUAGCCUAGUCCAAGCUUUCACUGAAGACCUUACCCAAGAUCUUCAAAGGGGCCUGGAAAGAGUGCUGGAGGCCCAGCAUCAGCUGGAGCUCAGGCCACAGCAGGGACUCAAGGAGCUGUGGCACUCUGUCCUCUCUGCUCCCUCCCUUCCGCCGGAGCUGCUGCCUGCCUUACACUGCGUGGCCAGCCUUCAAGCUGUCCUCUGGAUGAGCGCUGACCGCCUGGAGGACCUCACCUUGCUGUUACAGACCCUAAAUGGCAGCCAGACUGAGACCUCUGAGGAUCUGCUACUAUUGCUAAAAUCCUGGAGUCCUCCAGCUGAGAGGCCACACACUCCACUGAUUCUGCAGGAUGCCGAGAGUUUGAGGGAUGUCCUCCUGACAGCAUGUGCCUGCCGCCAAGGUUUCCAGGAGCUAAUCGCAGGGCGCCUACCCCACGCACAGAGCCGCCUGCAUGAAGCAGCCUCAGGCCCGUGUCCGCCGUCUGUGUUAGUCCAAGUGUACACAGCACUGGGGAUGUGUCUCCGUAAGAUGGGAAAUCCACAGAGAGCACUGUUGUACUUGACUGAAGCUCUGAAAGCGGGAACAACCUGUGCCCUUCCGCUUCUGGAGGCUUCCAGAGUCUAUCGGCAGCUAGGAGACGUAGCCGCAGAGCUGGAGAGCCUGGAGCUGCUGGUUGAGGCCUUGAGUGCCACCCAUAGUUCUGAAACAUUCAAACUUCUCAUUGAAGUAGAAUUGCUACUUCCACAACCUGAUCCAGCCUCUCCUUUUCACUGUGGCACACAGAGCCAGGCCAAGCACCUGCUAGCAAGUCGGUGUCUACAGACUGGGAGGGCAGAAGGUGCUGUGGAACAUUACUUGGACCUGCUGGCGCUGUUGCUGGAUGGCUCAGAGCCAAGGUUCUCCCCACCCACCUCUCUAGGGCCCUGUAUGCCGGAGUUGUUUCUGGAGGCAGCAGCAGCGUUGAUCCAGGCAGGACGAGCCUUGGACGCUUUGACUGUGUGUGAGGAGCUACUCAGCCGUACCUCACCUCUGCUUCCCAAGAUGUCCUCCUUGUGGGAAAAUGCCAGAAAAAGAACUAAAGAACUGCCAUAUUGCCCAGUCUGGGUCGCUGCCACCCACCUGCUUCAGGGCCAGGCCUGGUCACAACUCAAGACCCCAAAAGAGGCACUUAGUGAAUUUAGCCAGUGCCUGGAGCUGCUCUUUCGGGCCCUGCCUGAGGACAGAGAGCAAGCGGCAGGCUUCAACUGUGAGCAGAAGUGCAGGUCUGACGUGGCUCUGAGGCAGCUUCGAGCGGCUGCUCUGGUUAGUCGUGGACUGGAAUGGGUAGCCUGUGGCCAGGACACCAAAGCCUUAAGUGACUUCCUCCUCAGUGUGCAGGUGUGCCCGGGCAAUAGAGAUGGUUCCUUUUACCUGCUUCAGACUCUGAAAAGAUUGGAUCGGAAGAAUGAGGCCACUGCUUUCUGGCAGGAGGCCCAAAGUCAAGUGCCGCAGGAAGAAGCCUCUGGGUCUCUUCCACUGUAUUUAGAAACCUGUUUGAGCUGGAUCCAUCCCCCUAACUGUGAAGCCUUCCUUGAGGAGUUUGGGACGUCGGUGUUGGAGUCUUGUGACCUUUAGCCUCCUUGUUUCCAGGAGCUUGAACUUUGGCCUCUGUGGACUCCCUCCUUGGGGAGGGCUUUUUUUUUCUUCCUCUUCUGUGUUAUCCUUUUUGGUGAAUGGCUGGAACUGUUUGUUUCUAAGUAACUCCUUCUCUCAGGAAGCUGGUCCUGAGAACCUUGAUCUACUUACUACCAGUCUAGUUCCAGAACGGUUCCAUGAGCAAAUCACUGUCUGCUCAGGGCACUUCCCUCCUCCCUCCUCUCUCUCUCCCUCCUCCCUCCCUCCAUCUAUCCCUUUCUUCCUUCCUUCCUGUCUUGUGUGUGUUGAGUAAAAUCUUCUGUUUAUGUCUUAUCUGCUCACUACACAUAGAUGAAUGGGGAGGAAAGCUCACGGCGAACUAGUUGGGUAUUGGCUAUGUAAGAUGCUCUAUUUCCAACAUCCAUCUUCUGUCUGCCUUUCCUGUCUCCCUAACCCCCCCCUCCCUCCCACUGUCUUUUUGGUAGGUUAGAUUCUGGGGACUAAACUCCAGUUCCUCACAUAAAUCCCCAGUCCCUCCCCUUUACCCACCCCACCAUCUACCGUAAGAGCGUGAGGUAUGAGUCUGAAAAGAGGGCCACAUUAACCCCGGGGAGGCAGUGGCCUAGUCCUUUUUAAGUUAUUAUUAAAACUUUGAAUUGCUUA